Periconia digitata is the source of this 2932-nucleotide messenger RNA. The record is from the annotation of a GenBank genome assembly. NCBI's taxonomy places the organism in Eukaryota, Fungi, Ascomycota, Dothideomycetes, Pleosporales, Periconiaceae.
CAUGUGUCAUGCAAUGCACUUGUUACAGUUAGCUACCCGCAUGCAGCCAUACGUCCCCCACAGGUAAGCGCUCGCGAGACCAUCGAGAUGUCGAACCGCCAACACCCCUUCCUGCUUCCACUUAAUUACGACAAAGAAUCGGAACUUUCCUCGCUUUCGUGUCCACUAGAACCGCUCUUUGCUAAAGAAGAGACAGGGCGCUUGGCAAUGCGGUUUUCUGACCCAAUGGCACGGUAGUAGCUGGAUUGACUGGCUGAUCUUGCUCAUCAUGUCAAGAUUUCAUGCUACAUAUGUAGCAAAACAAGGCGGAUCAACUUUUUCCCGAUACAAACUUUAUACGGGGUUACUCCGAGGAAACCACACUCUUGUUCAAUUGCUGUCUUGACUAUUACACAACGUACGCAAACACAUCCACGCCUACCUGAAAAACCAAUCAAUUGUACGAAUAUUGAAACACAAGCGUUGCAAGAUAGAAACAGCCAGCAUCAUACAAAAGUUUUCUACAUGCAUCUAUAUACCGUAAAAUCUGCCAUUUAAUGGCUGCACCACUGUUUUACAAAGUAGCUAUAUUGAGUAUAACUCAGGAAAAAGGAGAGCUCCUACUUCGCAGAUUCAGAGCAAUGGUGCAUUCACUGGGUGCCCAGAUCUUACGGUAUCCAGGAAGAUGGAAGGCAGACAGUGCUCGUGGAGAGGCUAAGUCUACUCCAGGCCACCUACCUUAAACGGGCAAUUCGUGUCUGAGUCCAUGUAUUGUUUAUUGAAUAUAGACUUGUUUGAUGUAGUGCGGAUAAAGGGUAGCUACAUGUCGAUAGUGAGACAUGCAUGAGUACAAGCAAAGUCGUGGGAGGAGAAAGGGAGCGGGUGGAUUAUCGGAACGACAGCUAUGAAAUCCAAUCCAACCAAGAAGGAACGAAGAUGAAUUGAUCUAGCCCGAAUUCUACUUUCCUGCUGAUAUAUCUCUCCACACUCUCGCUACGUCGGUCAACUCAUGAAACUAUGUUCAACAAUCCCAGCCACUAGACGUGUCAAUGAGCGCGCCCGUGCUAGCCAAAGACAUGUAGUUCAUGCCGUACAACUUCAUCACAUUACUCAAACGCACCUGACACACGCACGUUCUCCAAAUUCCCACCGUUCGUGUCGACUGUAUGCAGACACGCGUGAAACGUACGAUAUCUACGUAUGUACGUGGACUGGCAUAUGAUAAAUUAUACCGAGCUCUUACCCCUCUUUCGCCACCGCGGACAAGAUAGUGAUGGCGGGGUGUUUGUCGACGUUGUCUUUCCCAGAUCAGUCAUCGUGGAUUUUAUUUUGAGUUCGUUGAAUAAUCCAAGUUCUUGCUUUUAUUUCCAUCCUCCUCUUUUGUUUUUACAGUCUCUUGCGGCUUCCCCACCACGACCGGUCCAUUAGCUACCUAGGUAGCUUCCCCAAGGACACCCCACAACUCACCGUGCCCCCCUCUCUCUCCUUCACUUCCCCCGCAUACUCCCCAAAAAUCCACUACUAUCCCUCCUGAAAACCGUUCAGUUAAAUCAAUUGCGAGAAAAAAAGAAAAUCUUGGAAAAUGGAGACAGCGAAACAGCCCGACCCCUCAUGCGGGGUACAGUCACAGCAACAACCAGAACAGCAUAAGGGAAAGGAGCAGCUGCGAGUUUCCCCGCGCCUGACACUGCAAGCACCUCUUUCACGCCGCGGACACGGCCCAGGCGUUAUCCUUGUUGCGGAUCACUAUGCUGCGCUGAAGAAGAGCGAUGCCAGUCUUGAUCCGCCGCCGCUUGUCAAGUGGGCUGAGGAAGGGUUUGCAGUGGCUCUUCUGUUGGUUCCUGGCGGGGCUGAUGAUGGUGGUGAAUUUCCACUGCAAAGAGCAAUUGAUGGAUUAAAAGGCUUGGAGGGGUGCGAUCAUGAAGGAGGAUUUGGGUUGAUAUCAUACCUUUCACGAGUUCCUUACUACGUAACGGAAGGCGUCUGCGCAUGCCCUGACAUCAAAGCUAUUGUCUCAUUUGGUGGACGAAACUUUGCCUCCUUCUCACCCUCUUCCUCGGACAUAGCUCCACAACUCAUCCACAUAGCCGGUCCCGAGACUCCCCGUAGAGAAUCCAUGUCAGUCGUGCAAAACCCAUUAACCUCAGACCUAACAUCUCCACCCGCAACAACAACCUCAUCAUCAUCAUCAACAACAGCAAAACACACCCCUCCAAAAACCUACCGCUAUCUCAACGCCAAAAGUGAUUCCUCCUGGAUCCUCCCCAACGAUCCAUCCUACCACUCCCAAUCCGCAGGACUAGCCCACACACGCACCCUCCAAUUCCUCAAACCCCUCCUGAACGGACCCUACUUCGACCUCGAAGCCAUCUGGGACGAGCACUGUCAGUACGAAUUCGGCGAACGCGACGUGGCCAAGACAAUGGCAACAAUGGUCUCAGAGCCCUACGUAAACCACAUCCCCACCAUGACGGGCGGGAUCGGGAAAGAAGCCCUCACAGCCUUCUACACCAACCACUUCAUCUUUGAGAACCCCCCAGAUACAGCCCUGGAUCUUGUUAGUCGCACCGUGGGGAUUGAUCGUGUCGUCGAUGAGUUUGUGUUUAAGCUCACGCAUGAUCGCCAGGUCGAUUGGCUGCUUCCGGGCGUGCCGGCCACGGGCAAGUAUUUGGAGAUUCCGUUUACGAGUGUAGUGGGGAUUAGGGGGGAUCGGUUGUGUCAUGAGCAUAUUUCCUGGGAUCAGGCGACUGCGUUGAGGCAGGCGGGGUUGUUGCCUGAGUGGGUUGGGUUCGAGGCGGAUUCUGUGGAGGGGAGGACGAGGGGUGAGGGGAAGAGAUUUGAAGUCAAGUUGCCGGUUGCCGGGGUUGAGACGGUGAGGAAGUUGGUGGAUGAGGGGGCUGUGGAGAGUAACGGGUUGAUGGGGAAGGGAUGGAGGGAGGUUGACGAUGUGUAG